This is a messenger RNA of Zychaea mexicana, 1441 nucleotides long. RefSeq lists its product as uncharacterized. The record is from RefSeq and is a predicted model, not a curated record. Gene Ontology annotation, biological process: mRNA splicing, via spliceosome. Gene Ontology annotation, cellular component: U2 snRNP; U2-type spliceosomal complex. Lineage: Eukaryota; Fungi; Mucoromycota; Mucoromycetes; Mucorales; Lichtheimiaceae. Gene Ontology annotation, molecular function: RNA binding. The transcript has 9 exons. Bases 54 to 1259 code for a protein of 401 amino acids.
UUUCCCUUUUCUUUUUUUUUUCCCCAUAAAACUCUAUUCUACGCUAUUACGAUAUGAGCACACCCAUAAUCAAUGACAACAGCGACAACAACAACAACAGCAGCAGUAGCAGUGGUAAUACUACAAAUGCCCCUCCUAGCAAAGAAGCGCCCGAUUUCUCGUCCGAUCCACGCAUGAAGCUCGAUAAGCAGACCAAUAAAUGGUCCUACGUCGGUGACGAUGGAAUCGAGUACGAAUACGACACUGCAGUUGGAGGCUGGUUUCCGAUGCACACGGAUGCAUUGAUUGAGCAGCAGCAGUCAGCUUAUGCCGUCGCAGGUGUUGAUGAAUCGGAGCCAGCAGUACUUCCACGCUCGAAAAAGAAGCGAGUGUAUACCUAUGACGAUGACCCGAAAAAACAAAAACGCGAACUUAAAAACACGUCAGUCUAUGUGACAGGCGUUCCCACAGACGCAACGAUGGACGAGAUGAAACAAGUGUUUAGUAAAUGUGGGGUUAUUAUGGAAGAUCUCGAAUCUGGACUACCCAAAAUCAAAAUAUAUCAAGAUCAGGAAGGCAAGCCCAAAGGAGAUGCACUUGUCACCUAUUUCAAAGAAGAGUCUGUGCCUUUAGCUAUCAAUCUGUUGGAUGAAUCUGAGCUACGACUGGGUGAUCCAGCGACGCUUAUUAAAGUGCAGCAGGCUCAAUUCAAAGAAAAGGAACCAUCUGCUGACAAGAAAAAAAACCAGUCGACCGGUAAAAACAAGAACAAGAAGCGAUUGCAUCAGCUGAACAGAAAAUUGGAUUGGGUAGAGGAAGAAGGUGGAAAGAAGGCAGAAAAGUUCAACAAAAUUGUCAUUUUGAAGAACAUGUAUACUCAUGAAGAAUUGGAUGAGGAUCCAACAUUAUUGCUCGAGCUCAAGGAAGAUGUGCGUGAAGAAUGCGAAAAGUUAGGCGAGGUCACCAAUGUCAUUUUAUAUGAUAAAUCGCCAGGAGGUGUCAUUUCGGUCCGGUUUAUGGAGCAAAAGUCGGCCGAAGCCUGUGUUUUGCUCAUGAACAACCGCUAUUUCGCUGGACGACAAAUCAGUGCAGAAAUCUAUGACGGUAAAGAAAGAUACGAAAAGAGUGGCGCUCGAGGAGCCGCUGGAGACGAAGAGGAGGACGAGGCAGAAAAGGCACGAUUGGAGCGAUACGCCAAGUGGUUGGAACAAGGAGGAUCCGACGACGAAGAACCUAGUAGUGCUAGUAGCAAUAAUAAGGAAAAAUCAGCAGCAGCAUGACAACAACAACAACAACAACAGCAACAACGCAUCUUCAUCCAAUAAACAAUACACAGAGCAAGAAAAAAAAACGAUCUGUUAGAAUGAAUAGGCUGUCGUUGUCGUCGCCGCUUUACAUGCAUCAGUUGCACACAGACAGAACGCGUGGGUACACAGGGACACGCAUGUUACACAAGUAUGGC